Messenger RNA from Oncorhynchus tshawytscha (Chinook salmon), 4495 nucleotides. It is a transcript of the gene arhgap39, whose product is annotated as Rho GTPase activating protein 39. Lineage: Eukaryota; Metazoa; Chordata; Actinopteri; Salmoniformes; Salmonidae. The transcript has 15 exons. The coding region runs from base 144 to 3311 and encodes 1055 amino acids. Gene Ontology annotation, biological process: signal transduction. Gene Ontology annotation, cellular component: cytoplasm; cytoskeleton. Gene Ontology annotation, molecular function: GTPase activator activity; protein binding. The record is from RefSeq and is a predicted model, not a curated record.
GGAGAGAGUUCGUGCACCAUAUUCCAUCGAGGAGAGAGCUACAGUAGUAGUUCGAUGACUGCGGAGACAGCGAUUUUGGCAACAUGGAUGACGUUGUGGGGAUUAUUAUUACUAACGGAUUUUAAUUGGGAACUACCGGUAAAAUGGCAGAGCGGUUGGAGUGGGUGGAGAUCAUAGAGCCGCGCACGCGGGAACGCAUGUAUGCCAAUCUGCUCACCGGAGAGUGUGUGUGGGACCCCCCUCAAGGGGUACGUAUUAAGAGGACAGGGGACAACCAGUGGUGGGAGCUGUUUGACCCCAACACCUCCCGCUUCUACUACUACAAUGCUUCCACGCAACGCACCGUCUGGCACCGCCCUCAGGCCUGUGACAUCAUCCCCCUCGCCAAGCUACAGACGCUGAAGCAGCACACGGAUGUUCCCUGCCCGGGAGGGGGAGGGACAGGGGGAGAAAGAGGGGGGAGGACGUCAACUGAUAACAGCCCGGGAAGGAGCAGUGCGGUCAGUAGAGAGGGGAGCACCUCAUCUUCACUGGACCAGGAACUGACCGCAUCAGAGAAACAGGGGAACAGAGAGGAGGCAGACAGAACCUCUCCGUUCAGAUGGAACACAGGUACCAAGGAGAGGAUGCUGAUCAAGGUGACAGACAGAGAACCCAGCUUCCUCUCUCACCAGGGGAACGGUUACUCCCCCUGCGACCCCCCUACCCUCACCCCCGCACCUGGCACCGGCACCUCCUCCCGUACCCGCCGUUCCUCCGGAGGCUCCGCCACCCCUGACACCGGCCCCGACGGCUCUCCAAUCCUCUACGUCGACCGCCGCCAGUCGCCCUUCCUGAAACGUGCGGAGCUAGGGGGCGGAGGUACCGGGACACACCGUCGCCCCUCGGCCGACUCACAGCCCCCCUCCCCCCGCUACGCCUACGAACCACCCCUCUACGAGGAGCCCCCCUCGGAGUACCAGCCCCCGCCCAUCUACGAGGAACCGCCCACAGACGUGAUGCACCACCUGGGCUCUGACUCCUCCUUGCUGUAUGGCACAGGGAAGUCCCCGGCCCGGGGAAAGCCCUCCUCGGCGACGCCCCUCUAUCACUCUCCCAAACAGAGCCACUCCCCCUACGGCCAGCUGGUGCUGACCAGACAGAAGUGUCCAGAGAAGACCCAGAGUCUGGAGUACAGCCCUGCUGGCAAGGAGUAUGUCAAACAGCUGGUCUACGUGGAACAGUCCUCCUCCAGCCCACGUUCUAAGACAGCCGACCGGCUCCUUCACUACGGGACCUCCACGGCCACCCCAUCCUCCAUGGGGGGGUAUGGGGGCUCCUACGGAGGAUCCUACACCCUCCAACACAGCCAGAGUCUGAUACGGGACCCCCGGCUGCUGCUGGACUACGGGAGCGAGGAGGGGGGCGAGGGCGGAGGCCAGAGGUUGCUCUACGAGGACUCUAUGUCCUGGAGCUCCAGUCAGCACCACUCCCUCUCCCUCUCUGGGUCUACAGGUGGAGGGGGCUUCUCGCCCGGGGGGAACCGCAAACGCAAGACCCGGAAACCCUCCCUGCCCCAGGAGCUGGGAAGGUGUGGAGGGGGUGGUGGUGUUGGGGCGGACUGGGAGGAGGGGCCGAUGUCAGGGACCCUGUCAGAGGCAGUGUUGAACCAGGCCAGGCUGGCAUGGGAGGCCCAGCAAGUGAUGAAACAGAGGAGCAGUUGGGAAUCAGCCCCGGGGGAAGGGGGCUCGGCCAGGGGCUCUAACCAGGGAGGAGGGUCUAAAGACGGGUACGAGAGUGAUGGGGCGGUGCCCCUGCCCCUGCCAGGCCCAGUGGUGAGGGCGUUUAGCGAGGACGAGGCGUUGGCACAGAGCGACGGGCACCACGGGCAUUACCACUGGAAACGCAGCACCUUCGACAGACUGGGCUUCCCUCAGGCACUGCUGGAGAAGAGCCUGUCUGUACAGACCAACCUGGCCUCGCCUGAACCCUUCCUACACCCCUCACAGUCGGAGGAUCUUGGAGCGUGUGCUCAGUUCGAGGCGAGUCGGAAUGCUCGGAACAUGAUGCCCAGCGCCAGCUGUGGAGUGUUCCCAGAAUUCACCUUGAGGAAGCCGUCCUCCGAGACCGACAUUGAGAACUGGGCCUCCAAACACUUUAACAAACACACACAGGGUCUGUUCCGGCGCAAGGUGUCCAUAGCCAACAUGCUGGCGUGGAGCAGUGAGCCAAUCAAAAAGCCCAUGAUCGUGACGUCAGACCGUGCGGUGAAGAGAGAGGCGGUGGAGAUCUUUAAACUCAUCCAGACCUACAUGGGAGACCGCCGGGCCAAGACUGACCCGCUCACUGUCGCCCUGGAGACUGGCCCCCUGAACAUCGCCCUAGAGGUGGCAGUGCGUGGUUGGAGCAGCCAGGGUCUUCGUGAUGAACUCUACAUUCAGCUGUGUCGUCAGACAACAGAGAACUUCCGCUACGAUAGUCUGGAGAGGGGCUGGGAGCUCAUGGCUGUGUGUCUGGCCUUCUUCCCGCCUACACCUCGCUUCCACUCCUACCUGGAGGGAUACAUCUACAGACACAUGGACCCCCUUAACGAUACUAAAGGAGUGGCGAUCAGCGGCUAUGCCAAAUACUGUUACCGUAAACUGCAGAAGGCUGCUCUGACCGGAGCGAAGAAGGGGUUGCAGAAGCCGUGUCUGGAGGAGAUUAAACACGCCAGGAACGCCAUCUUCAGCCCCUCCAUGUUUGGCUCUUCCCUGGAGGAAGUGAUGUCACUGCAGAAGGAGCGUUACCCCGACAGCCAGCUGCCCUGGGUCCAGACACGCCUCUCUGAGGAGGUCCUGGGUCUUAAUGGAGACCAAAUAGAGGGCAUCUUCAGGGUUCCAGGUGACAUAGAUGAGGUCAACGCUCUCAAACUGCAAGUGGACCAAUGGAAGAUCCCCACGGACCUGGAGGACCCACACAUCCCAGCCUCUCUGUUGAAGUUGUGGUACAGGGAGUUGGAGGAGCCGUUGAUUCCUCAUGAGUUCUAUGAGGAGUGUAUCACUCACUAUGAUGACCCUGAGGCUGCAGUCAACGUAGUGAUGGGUCUUCCUCACAUCAACAAACUGGUGCUCUGCUACCUCAUACGCUUUCUACAGGUGUUUGGCCAGCCUGCCAACGUGGUGAUCACUAAGAUGGAUGUGAACAACCUGGCCAUGGUGAUGGCCCCUAACUGCCUGCGUUGCCAGUCAGACGACCCACGCAUCAUCUUUGAGAACACACGCAAAGAGAUGUCCUUCAUCCGCGUGCUCAUCCAGCGCCUCGACACUAGCUUCAUGGACAGAUUGCUAUAGCCCCCCAAACCCUGCUCCAUCACCCCAGGCCAACGACACAGGACCCCCAUUGCCCUGCUAUAGCCCCCAAACCCUGCUCCUGUACCCCAGCCAAUGACACAGGACCCCCACCUCCCUGCUAUAGCCCCCCAAACCCUGCCUCUGCACCCCAGGCCAACGACACGGGACCCCAACCUCCCUGCUAUAGCCCCCAAACCCUGCCUCUGCAACCCAGGCCAACGACAUAGGAUCCCAACCUCCCUGCUAUAGCCCCCAAAAUCCAACUCCUGUACCCCAGGCCAACGAUACAGGACCCCCACCUCCCUGCUAUAGCCCCCAAACCCUGCUCCUGUACCCCAGGGCAAUGACACGGGACCACCUCCUUCCCCCUCCCUGUUAUAGCCCCCAAACCCUGCUCCUGUACCCCAGACCAACAUCAUCGGACCCCAAUCCCCUUCCCUGCUAUAGCCCCCAACUUUUAACUUCUCAACCAGAAACAACCACACAGGAUGCCCCCAACUCGACUGUACCCUUAAAUCUCCCAAGGCCCCACCGGCCCCCAGACCCUGCUAUAGCCCCCAACAAUAACUGUACCCCCGACCAACUAGUUGGGACAUCCCCCAACUCCAACUACUGCCCACUAAACCCAGGUAAAACUCCAACUUCAACUACUGCCCAUUAAACCCAGCUGUAACCUCCCAACUUCAACUACUGCCCAGCUAUAACCUCCCAACUUCAACUACAGCCCACUAAACCCAGCUGUAACCUCCCAACUUCAACUACUGCCCGCUAAACCCAGCUAUAACCUCCCAACUUCAACUACUGCCCACUAAACCCAGCUGUAACCUCCCAACUUCAACUACUGCCCACUAAACCCAGCUAUAACCUCCCAACUUCAACUACUGCCCACUAAACCCAGCUGUAACCCCCAACUUCAACUACUGCCCACUAAACCCAGCUAUAACCUCCCAACUUCAACUACUGCCCACUAAACCCAGCUGUAACCUCCCAACUUCAACUACUGCCCACUAAACCCAGCUAUAACCUCCCAACUUCAACUACUGCCCACUAAACCCAGCUGUAACCUCCCAACUUCAACUACUGCCCACUAAACCCAGCUAUAACCUCCCAACUUCAACUACUGCCCGCUAAACCCAGCUAUAACCUCCCAACUUCAACUACUGCCCACUAAACCCAGCUGUAAC